AAGAGUUGCGAGUCGGCGAAACCGGCGGGAAGUUCGUAUUGAGCGGAAGGCAACGGGUCUGCAGCUCGGGAAAUCCUCUGAAAAGGAACAAGGAGAUUUGAGACACAUCGAUUUCAUAUUCUCUGAAACUCGGAGACUUCUUUUACUCUGAACCAGAAAAUAAGAGGGGCUGCCAAGUGCAGUGAAGGUAUAUACAUAGAAGAGGAAUUGUUGGGUCAGGUAGCAGCUGCUGCAGAACAGAUUUCAGAAUGGCUGAAGCACUGGCCCAUGUGUGAGAACUCCACUUGCUCCACCCCCUUACCAGCGCUCAGUGCGUCAGCCUCUCGGGCUUGAGAUCUUCACAGCUUCUAGGGGAUAGGUAAUUCCAAUGCUGUGUAAACUCUUUAUAUUGUGUGAAAAUGCCUCGUGUAAAAGCAGCUCAAGCUGGAAGACAGGGCCCUGCAAAGAGACGUCUUGCAGAACAUUUUGCAGCCGGGGAGAUAAUCACUGACAUGAACAAAAAGGAAUGGAAACUAGGAUCAUCCAUUGGCCAAGGUGGCUUUGGUUGUAUAUAUCUUGCUGAUGUGAAUUCUUCAAAAUCGGUGGGCAGCGAUGCACCCUGUGUUGUAAAAGUGGAACCCAGUGACAAUGGACCUCUUUUUACUGAAUUAAAGUUCUACCAGCGAGCUGCCAAACCAGAACAAAUUCAGAAAUGGAUUCGUACCCAUAAACUGAAGUACCUGGGUGUCCCUAAGUAUUGGGGGUCUGGUCUACAUGAAAAAAAUGGAAAAAGAGACGAACAAGGUGUUCUCUCUCGUCUGGGGGACUUGUACCGAGUGGAAGCAGCUGCCUGGAACCCAGCUGACAAUUACAGGUUUAUGAUAAUGGAUCGCUUUGGGAGUGACCUUCAGAAAAUAUAUGAAGCAAAUGCCAAAAGGUUUUCUCGGAAAACUGUCUUGCAGCUAAGCUUAAGAAUUCUGGAUAUUCUGGAAUAUAUUCACGAGCAUGAGUACGUACACGGAGAUAUCAAGGCCUCAAAUCUUCUUCUCAGCUACAAGAAUCCUGACCAGGUGUACUUGGUAGAUUAUGGCCUUGCUUAUCGGUACUGCCCAGAAGGAAUUCAUAAAGAAUACAAAGAAGACCCCAAAAGAUGUCACGAUGGCACGAUUGAAUUCACCAGCAUCGAUGCGCACAAUGGUGUGGCCCCAUCAAGACGUGGUGACCUGGAAAUCCUUGGUUAUUGCAUGAUCCAGUGGCUUAGUGGCCAUCUUCCUUGGGAGGAUAAUUUGAAAGAUCCCAACUAUGUUAGAGAUUCCAAAAUUAGAUACAGAGAAAAUAUUGCAGGUUUGAUGGACAAAUGUUUUCCUGAGAAGAACAAGCCAGAUGAAAUUGCUAAGUACAUGGAAACAGUGAAAUUACUGGAUUAUGCUGAAAAACCUCUUUAUCAAAAGUUACGAGAUAUUCUUUUGCAAGGACUGAAAGCUAUAGGAAGUAAGGAUGACAGCAAGCUGGACCUCAGUGUUGUGGAGAAUGGAAGUUUGAAAGCAAAAACAAUAACAAAGAAGAGAAAGAAAGAAAUAGAGCAGAGCACACAACCUGGUGUCGAAGAUAUGGAAUGCUCAGAUACACAGACAGAAGAGGCCACACAAACCCGUUCAAGAACCAGGAAGAGAGUCCAGAAGUAAAUCAAAUACUGUGAACCAGUUUUUCUUUUCUUCCUUUCAUUUGACUCUUUCCUUCUUUCAUUUGACUUUUCCUCUUUUUCUGUAUUAAGUGUUUUAUUUUCAUGUGAGUCUUGUGGAGUGGGGGAAACAAUGAAGUACCUAUGUCUUUGAAAAGCAGACUUUUUUUUAUUAAAUACUUUGUAGAAUUUACUAAAGCCUAAUUUAUAAAAUUUCACAGUAUUAAGGUUAUACCCUUGAAGCUGUCCCAUGCUGUGUGUUUGAGGUUCUGGGGUACAUAUAAGAAAUAUUACUAUGACAUGCACUUUUCUAAUCGUUGUAUAUUUCCUUCAGUGCAUAAAAUGUUUGGCAAAAUCCUUUUAAGGAAAUACACAACUUAAAAUAAAGGUCUCUUUUUGCUUGAUACAAAUUUGUUGUGGGCAUAAGAUUUGUUUUGUAUUGAUCUUGCUCAGUUCCACAAGCAUUUGUUAAGCACCUGGUCUAGGAAAUGAGAGGUACAAAGAAGAGAAAAGAUUAUGAAAGAAGAAAUGGAGUAGUAAGUUUAUCUGUGAGAGAUGAAAUACAUGUAUUUGAAAGAUUACUUGAGAAUUAUGUAAGUAUGCAAGCUGUAUGG
Messenger RNA from Lagenorhynchus albirostris (white-beaked dolphin), 2274 nucleotides. RefSeq names its product VRK serine/threonine kinase 1 (gene VRK1). NCBI's taxonomy places the organism in Eukaryota, Metazoa, Chordata, Mammalia, Artiodactyla, Delphinidae. Gene Ontology annotation, molecular function: protein serine/threonine kinase activity; ATP binding. The transcript has 16 exons. Gene Ontology annotation, cellular component: cytoplasm; nucleus. The coding region runs from base 399 to 1664 and encodes 421 amino acids. Gene Ontology annotation, biological process: peptidyl-serine phosphorylation; signal transduction. The record is from RefSeq and is a predicted model, not a curated record.